AUGGGGACAUCGGCGGUGGUCAUCUUGACAUGCUUUCUUGCCGUCCUGGCCGAUGCUAUCCCUCUCGUGAAGCGGGCCCAGACCGUGGUGCAGGGAAAACUGGGAACAGAUGGAUAUUGGAAUGACUACGACGGCGGGUCAAACCACUAUAUACAAUACGAGGGAAAUGGCUCAGUGGCUGCAGGAUGGCCGUCGGAUCUGACCUGGGUGUCCUUCAAUGACUUAUGGGUGGCCAACCAACAUACAAUCAGUCGAAGUUGUGACAUUUUGUACGAUGCACCAAACAACUCGGAUCAGGAAACGCAAGACCUCUACGAUGCGAUCAAGCAAGUUGCCCAUGAGACAAGAGUCGACCAUCGCUUCAUCCUCGCCGCAGUAUUGCAGGAGACCAAGGGCUGCGUUCGAGCAAAGACGAGUGUAUCGCCGGAUGGGAUUCGGAACCCAGGGCUACUUCAGUCCUUCAAGGGAAACCAUUCCUGCAAUGACGACGGCAAAGUACACAACCCGUGCCCCAAGGAUCAGAUCUUGGGCAUGAUUUCGGACGGGAUUAUCGGUACUCCUGACGGUAACGGAGUCGCGGUUAACAUCAAUGCCCAAAGCGACGUCGACGGUAUUGAGUACGCCGAAGCUUACUAUCGAGGUGCUCGUCUGUACAACUCGGGCGCCAUUGACUCUUCUGGGGACCUUGGCAAGGGCUCUGCGACGCAUUGCUAUGCCAGUGACAUUGCGAAUAGGUUGGUUGGUUGGACAGACAGCAAGUCAACGUGUACUUUAGACGACAAGUAG
Messenger RNA from Capronia epimyces CBS 606.96, 786 nucleotides. RefSeq lists its product as uncharacterized. The record is from RefSeq and is a predicted model, not a curated record. Lineage: Eukaryota; Fungi; Ascomycota; Eurotiomycetes; Chaetothyriales; Herpotrichiellaceae. Bases 1 to 786 code for a protein of 261 amino acids. The transcript has 4 exons.